Molecule: messenger RNA, 4041 nt
Organism: Acytostelium subglobosum LB1
Lineage: Eukaryota; Evosea; Eumycetozoa; Acytosteliales; Acytosteliaceae
Exons: 3
Source: RefSeq, a predicted model, not a curated record
UGUAUACACUGGAACUCAACAACAACGACAUCACAAGCCAUGGUGAGAGUCAACUGUGAUUACAUACCAGCAUGGCCAUUCGUCUAUUACAAGAACAAGACAAAUGUAAUCCUACAUAUCCUCUGGCCAUUUAUCACAUGGAAAGAGACAAUCUCUGGAUACAAGGUGUUGGCAUUGUUCUACUUCUUGUUCAGAUUGACAUGGAAUGAACGCAAGUCAACUCAAUAUGUUGAUAUAUUUUGGCCUAUUAUACAUUUGGAGUAUAAUGAUAAUGGCUUUCGAUUUGGUAUAAGGCCUCUCUUUUGGCUCGUGUGGACGGACAAGUCAUUCAAAUUCAUACUGUUUGGCCUGAUAACGAUAGUUUCCAAGGAUGGCGGCGAUGACAUGUGGGUGGUGAUAGCGCCAUUCAUCUGGUUCCGGAAAGAUGGUGAUCGGUACUUCUUCACACUGGCACCCAUACUGUGGAUAACAGGACGUUCCAACAAUGAGCGACUCAAGAUCGUAUUGCUGCCAGUUGGAGUCUUCUCGAGAAGUAGCAGUGGAAAUUGGUGGCUAAACAUCGCAUUCCUCUUCCAUCUGGCAGGUGGCGACGACUUUUACUACUGUCACCUGUUGCCAUUGUUUGUCGUAACUGGCAACGAUAAUGGAAUGCUGUUCAUCUUCAUGUUCCUGUACUACUACAUCCGGCGACAGAGUAGCUUCACGACAUUGCUGCUCCUGGCAUUCUUCUACCGCUCUUGGGACGAAGGCAAGUCACGCUUCCUCAACAUCUGUCUGUUGUUCAACUAUCGUCAUCUGAGCGGCACGGUCACCAACGUGGUGUUGUUCCCUCUGAUGUGGAUACGCUCAGUGUCGGGCCACUCAUUCACCUUCCACCUGUGGCCUGCCUUUGGCUUCAAGGUGUCACAAAAGUCGCGUGGCUUCAACGUCUACGUGCUCUACCCCAUCGUGAUCUACAAGAACAAGCAUGGUGGCGCGUACAAACGCUUCAUGUUUUUCUACGCCCUGAUACACUACCUGCACGACAAGGAGGAGCGCAUCAAGCUAGUCAUCUUCCUACCCAUCUUCCUCUAUCGUCGCAUGCAGUUAAGCUCCAGUGGAUUCAUCCUACUCUACUUCUGGCAUCGCAGACGUCGUCAGAUCAACAUCCAGAUGGAGGACAUCCAACGCACUACUUCUGGCGGAGACCCAGACCUGUCAGACGUGCCCGUCGCCAACAUGACCAAACACUACAAACUUUUCUAUGACGUUCAGGGCUUCCUGCCAUUUGUAUUCUACGUACGCAACCAAGACCUGCGGUCUCUGGUCGUGUUGCCAGUUCUCCUGCUCAAGUGGCACACAGACACAAUCAACUCUACAUUGUUGGCGCCACUGUUUUACCAACGUCGUCGCGGAACUGACCUCGUGCGAUGGUUACUACCACUGUUCUAUCACAAGCAAUCCACACAUGGUGAGCAGGAGCGAACCAUCACACUGUCCCCAUUGUACUACUAUUGGCAAAAGGGAGACAAUCACUUCCGCUUCAUACUGCCAGUGUUUGUGGACUUUGUCAAGGGUGAGUCGCACCUGGUCUACAUCUUCCCAACCCUCAUUCACUACCGCAAGUCUAUAUUCAAGUUCGAAACGUUCUUCCCCUUCUACUUCCGCAUCCAGGACGCUGCCAAGAACGAGCUGUUCACAUACUACUUCCCCUUCUGGGGCUCAGGCUUCCAGGGCUCAAAGUGGCGCAGCUACUACUUCCUCUUCCCAUUGUUCGCAUACAAAGAGGACCCUGAGCGACAUGCCAAGAUCUACGACAUUCUCUUCCCACUGUUCCACUUUGAUCGUGACGACGAAUCACACUCAAUUCGCAUACUUCCAUUCUUCUGGCGCUCGGUCAAUGAGCGAAAUGAGAUGUUGCUCAUCAUGCCAUUAUUCUGGCGCUUCGUCACGGACAAGGAUCGUCGACCCCAGAUCAACACACUCUUCUUGCCAUUCUACUUCAAGCGUGACUCUGCCCAGUACCUCUUCACAUUCGCCUCGCCUGCCCUCCUGCCGCCUUACUACAUACAUUACCAUCGCGAGGCCAGCCAGGUUGAAAAGACCUUUGUCUUCCCAUUCUACGCGCACAAGAUCAAGGGCCUUGACCAUCUGCGGUGGUUCCUACUCGUUCUCUACCGUCACACUUGGCGAGACUUUAGUGAAGACAUGUACAUGAACAUCCUUCUGUACUUCAAGUUCAACAACAGUAAGCUGAGUGUCAGUGGAUUCGUCCCGCUUUGGGUGCAAUGGUUGGUCAAGGACAAGCAACACUACCAUCUACGAGUUCUGCUCCUCUACGCCUACGACCGCAUGAAGUCUUCACUCAAACAUCGCACCAGGGUGUCCAUCCUCUACCUGAUCACCAACAGAGUUGCACUCUUUUGCGAAGCAAUGGACGUAGUUGCAACAACGAUUGAUCCUGAAACUGGCGAACCUCGAGCGAUAGAGAUGACAGAGACCUCGCCAACACCAGGUGGUGAGGACUACAAUGGUGCGACAACCGCCGACUCAAGUGCCAAGCGAUACAAGUCCACAAAGGUGUACUUCUUCCCAUUGUUCCACUUCAAGAGAUCCGAAGAGACCUCGUACUAUCAGUUCGCAUUGCUCUGGUUGGCCAAACCAUACGUCUCAUUCCUUUACCGUUUCAAGGGAUCAGAUGAGAGCGUCUUCCAUAUCUUCCUGGCAUACUACUUCAAGCGCACAGACUCCUGGCGUCAGGUGGCCCUGGUCUGGUUCUUCCACCCAGUGGUCAGUUGCUUCUUGUACGAGGACGUCCUGACAAGAAUAAUAGUCCGUGUGUUCCCCAUCUUCUGGUUCAAACGACGCAUUACCCCAGACAACCAGGUUGGCAGCAAGAAUCUAUCCAUCAUUUACAUUGUGCCUCGCUAUGGACUGUUCAACUACCGAUGCAAUCAGUCCAACACUGAGAGGACACACUACUUCUUGCCACUCUACUACUAUUCUCGUCAGGGAGAGACCGACCGUCGUCUGGCAAUUAUCUGGUUCGCACAUCCAAUCGUGUCGUUGUUCACCUCGAUACGCGACAGUACGCACAGCAUUCACCGUCUGUUCCCAAUAUUCUACCGAUACAGCAGCAGCCAGGCACAUUCAUUGGCGGGCAGGAGUGGCAUUGCGUUUGUUUGGAUUGGACAUCCAGACGUCAGUCUGGUGCGCUACCAUCAUAGCACCGACUCUUCAAUCUUUGCCAUCUUCCCCAUUCUCUGGACCAAGUGGUCACAUGUCGACGAGAAGUUCCAGUUGUCAAUCGUAUACAUUGUUCGCGGCUUUGGUCUCAUUGACUAUCGUCGCAAGAGUGCUGACGAAGUGCGCUUCUACAUGCUUCCAAUCAUACAUGUCCAAACAGAAAGCACAGAGACCAAUGUGUCCAUCGUGUACCUCGUUCAUCCACUGGCAUCAUUCAUCAGAUUCAACUCAUCAUCGUCAGAGACCAAGUUCUUUGUAUUCCUACUCAUCUAUAUCCUCAGUGGUGAUGACCGUUCCAACUUCUCCCUUCUCUGGCUUGGUGAUCCACGUGCCUCAUUCAUUGGAUACUGGUCCAAAGGCAACCGUUCACACUUCCACAUUGCCCUCGCCUUUUGGCUAUCGUUUGUCGAUGAGAACAUGCAGCUUGGUCUACUUUGGCUGGGCUGUCUAAGGGCAAGUGGCGGUGUCUACUACCCAAUCGCGCUAUUCCUGUCGUUCAGCGACGGCAGCUACUACACAUCACAUCUUAUCCCAGUUUAUCGAUACACCAACCGCAUCACAGCGGGACAUGAACGUCUGUGGAUUCUGUUUGGCAUGAUCUACCUGGUGACCAAGGCCGAUGUCACCGACUUUAGAUGGUGCUACCGUUGGAUACGUGUCAAGUCUGGACCAUCAGUCAGCUUGGUCGAGGUCAAUCCAUUCAUCCAUUACAAGAGAAAGAGUGGAAACUCUAGACUUUUGUUCCUUGGUGGAAUGUGUGGCUACGACGAUUCCGCUCGCGGUGGUGGAUGUCGUGUCUGUUGUAUCGAAUGCUAA